AUGAUUUCGGGACAUUUGGACGAUGGCCAGGUGGAUGACGACCAAUUGCAUAAAGAGCGAGUUUAUGUGCUUCCAGGUGUGGUGAUCAUGUUCUGUGAGUACGGCAGGUUGCAACGUGCAGGCCACGCCCCCUCUUGCUAUAAACGAUCCAGGGACGAGCGCUCACUGUCAGUCUAUUCAACGACGACGAACACUCGAAAAAUGUCGACUCGGAACAACAGGUCAAGAAACAAGAAAGGAAAAGUGCGACGCUGGCUGGAUAGUCUACUCUGUGUGUCGUCGCCAGAGUCAUCGCCCGCUCCGUCUGCUCAUCGAGACUCGACCUCACAUCGACCACUCGCUUCGGAACCAGCCAGCAGCGGUCAGAACACCGAACCAAGUAGACAGAACAUCAUUCCAUCAACCAACGAGCCUCGCCUCACUGUGCCAUCCGACUCUCUCCCAGUGCCUUCCGCCCUUAACGCCGAACCUCAAAUCCCUCCACCGGUUUUGGCAAGGGCCCAUACUCGUGUUCCUGACUCUACUGCCAAAGUGGAUGGAGCCAAGGGCACCGAGUCCGGCUCGCCCUCAUCGACGCCAAACCCCGAGCUGGUCGACGAUCAAUCUCACGCAGUCGACGAGGCGGCCCCAGCUACUACCACGGCAGAACCAGCGGAAGCCACGAACAAAACAUGGGCUGGGCUACCUGGAUCGCUGAGGAAGCUGAUGAGCGUGGCUGGGUUGAUUCCCUCGGUUGGGGAUGCUGCCAGAGUGCUUCUGGACUGCGUGGACACGACCGAGGUGGCUGUCGACAACAAGCAAGACUACGAAGAUCUGGCGACAGAGCUCACCGCGCUAAGCAACACCCUGGCCCAGCAGAUCGAGGGCAUGGGAUCGGAAGCAGUGUCGAAGUGUGUGUCUGGCGUUGCUCACGGGAUCGAGAAGCAGGCGAAGGAGAUCAAGAAGAAGAAAGAAAGGGGAACAGCAAGGCGACUGUUGGAGGCAAGCUCGGACGAGGAAGAUGUGAUGCGACACUACCGGCGGAUACAGUCGCUGUUUCGGCAGCUGCAGGCGAACCUGAGCAUGAAUACCUGGAGUGUCGCAAACGAUCUGAUGGUGAAAACGCUACUGAAAGACCUAGGACCGGAAAUGCAGGCGGCAUACGACUCGGCACUCUCGGAAACCGUCGGCAGGCGCAUAUGCACCGAAGGCACGCGUACCAAAGUCCUAUCUGACCUAGUGGAAUGGGUACACGACAAGAACGCACCUGCGAUAUACUGGAUGAACGGCAUGGCAGGCACGGGCAAGACGACGAUCGCAUACUCAUUUGCCGAAUGGCUGGAGAAGCACGAGCUACUGGCGGGGAGCUUCUUCUGCACUCGGACGUCGGCUGCUUGCCGGGACGCGGCGAAGAUCGUACCGACGGUGGUAUACCAGCUGGCGCGGUACUCGGCGACAUUUCAAUCCGCCCUGUGCGACAUCCUGAAUGCGGCUUCCGACGCCGGUUCGAAGAGCAUAUCAAAGCAGUUCGAGGCGCUACUGAAAGAGGCGUUGCAGAAGACAGUGGAAAAAGGCAAAGGCGAUGCACUUGACAACCUGGUGGUAGUGAUCGAUGCGCUGGACGAAUGUGAAGACCAAAGGGGCGUAGAGACCAUAGUCGACAUGCUGUUCCGUUACGCGCCUCACCUAGGGCUCAAGUUCUUCGUUACCAGUCGACCGGAGCCUGGGAUAUACACUAAAAUGACGGCGAAUGUUGAUCUUCGGGGCGGGAUGGUGCUACAUGACAUCGAGAAGUCGCUGGUGAGCAAAGACAUCAAGCUGUACCUGGAGCAAGAGCUGGCACGCAUCCCCGUUGAUGUUUCCGACAUGGACCUGGAGGGGCUUGUGGAUCGGUCGGGAGCGCUGUUCAUCUACGCAGCCACACUCGUCCGGUAUAUUCGCACCGUGAAGGUCGACCCGUACGAUCGCCUACAAGCAAUACUUCACUCGACUCCGGGGGCCGAUCGGGAGCACCCACAAAUCGAUGAGCUAUAUACGGCAAUACUAAAGUCGGCAUUGGAAGACAAGGACCUGGGCGAGCCGGAUAAGGAAAGGAUCCGAGCGGUGCUACGUACGGUGCUCAUGGCCCAGGAGCCGAUCGGUGUGGAGACCAUAGCGCUGCUAGCCGGGAUCGACGGUUCGAGGCGUGUGGAGUACGCGCUCUUGCCGCUCCGGUCGGUGCUGCAUCAGUCCGAGUCGACUGGCCUCGUGUCCACGCUGCACGCAUCGUUCCCAGACUUCAUGUUCAGUCCUACACGAUCGGGGUCAUACUUCUGCGACAUGGACAAACAUAGCCCCAGAAUGGCCCGUCGAUGCUUCGCAGUGAUGAAGGACCAGCUGCGGUUCAACAUAUGCGACCUGCCUUCGUCGUUCAUACCCGAUGACAACGUCGACAACUUACAAGACCGGAUCAAACACCGGGUCUCGCCGUCACUGGCAUAUGUGUGUCGGUACUGGGCCAGUCAUGUCAGCGUUGCACCUGCGAACGACGACCUGCUGGAGGACCUGAGUGUGUUUCUAUCGGAGCGGCUACUGUUCUGGAUGGAGGUCAUGAGCCUGCGGCGUGAGCUGCUAGCAGGGAUCGAAGGGUUUCUGGCACUGAAACAGUGGCUGAGGCGACCUGAUGCAGUAGUACAUAAGAAAACAAAGAGUCAAGCAUCCAAGGUGGCGACAUUGAUCGAGGACGCAAUCAACUUCUACACCAGCUAUGCCUCUAGCGGGGCGUGUCGUUGCACACCACACAUCUACAUCUCAUGCCUUCCGUUCUGUCCUCGAUCAAGCACGGUGUACAAGCAGUACUGGCCUCGGAUGCAAGGGCUGGUGGAGCUGAAGGGCAGUCUGAUGGACCGCAGAGAGACAGCCGCACUGGCCACCUGGAACAUUCCCUCGCCAGUAUUGUCGGUGGCGUACUCAGGGGAUGGCAGUCGAGUUGCAGUCGGAUGCGAAGACGGAACAGUGAGCAUACGGAACGCAUACGAUGGCACGCUGCUUGUUGGGCCCUGGAAUGCUCACACUGACUAUGUUCGUUCGAUUGUGUUCUCGCCUGAUGGCAGACUUGUUGCCUCGGGGUCAACUGAUUGCACCAUCGGAGUGUGGGACGUGCGCACCGGCAGUCCUGUUGUCGGCCCAUUCCACGGUCACACCGGCGAUGUCAACUCGGUUUCGUUCUCACCCGACAGCAAGCGCAUAGUCUCUGGCUCCUUCGACAACACCGUUUGUAUAUGGGACACAGCCGAUGGCACACUGCUUGUGGGUCCGUUGCACGGUCAUACCGCCUCAGUCCGCUCCGUGACGUUCUCGCCCGACGGCACACUCAUUGCCUCUGCCUCCAAGGACGAGACUAUCCGACUGUGGCGCUCGGACGACGGCACUCCUGCUGCUUCCCCACUUCAAGGUCACACCCACUCUGUCAACUCUGUUACGUUCACGCCCGAUGGGACUCGACUUGUCAGCGGGUCAUCCGACAAGACCGUUCGUGUGUGGAGGGUGUCGGAUGGGUCGGCUGUUGCCACUCCAUUUCAGGGUCAUUCAGAUGCUAUCUACUCGGUGGCAGUGUCGCCUGAUGGCAUGCUUGUUGCAUCUGGCUCCAGGGAUCGUACUGUGCGAGUGUGGAGGAUCAGCGAUGGGCUACUUGCUGCCGGUCCAUUUGUUGGCCAUAUUAAUCGGAUUUUAUCAGUUGGGUACUCGCCGGAUGGGACGCGAGUCAUCUCUGGCUCUAUUGAUGGGACCGUUCGUGUUUGGAAUGUGCGCGAAGGCAUGAUGUCCCCCGCCUCUUCAGAAGUUGAUCUAUCAUUUAUUACAUCCCUCUCUUUCUUGCCUGAUGGCGCCCAUGUGUUGACAGUGUCGCGUGGGGGCGAGAUGCGCAUGUGGGAUGUCUCGAAUGGCAUAUCCCAGCCAGCGCCACCCGACAUCCAGGUUCCUCAUCCUCCAUCUCAUGCAGCAUCUCCCGAUAGGUCAUACACUGCUGAAACCGAUACGUAUGGACGGCUAGUACAGGUUGUGCGCACGGACGACAAGUCUGUGGCUGCUGGGCCGUUUGAUCGCACCCCUGAAGCAUGGCAUUUCUCUCACAACAGUACCUGCGUCAUCGCGGGCUUUUGGGAUGGCAGGAUUGAGGGGAUAUGUCUGGAGACUGGGCAGACUGCAUUCCAGUUGCGCUCCGCUAACAAUCACCAUGUUAGCCUGAUUGCAGAGUGCCCGGAUCAUUCACUUCUUGCCUCUUUUGACAGCGGCUCAUUCAAUACUUCCCCCACUAUACAAAUCUGGAGCAUGGCUGGACCUACACUCUGUUUUCAAUCCUCAGACAAUCCCUCUCUCGAUCCGGGGCCAGGUCAGACACUCUCUGGACUUUACGACCAAUGCCAUAUCGAUAGGGAUGGGUGGAUGGUCAACAAAAGCAACGAGCUGCUGCUCUGGCUUCCGUCGGAGAUAGCUGAUGCAGGACUGUCCCCGUUCGUGUGGGUGAUCGUAACAGGGUCGGGGACACUGCAAUUACCGAAGCGGAUGCUGGUAACCGGGGAUCAGUGGUACCAAUGCUAUGUACAGCAUUGA
Messenger RNA from Rhizoctonia solani, 4569 nucleotides. RefSeq names its product Vegetative incompatibility protein HET-E-1. Gene Ontology annotation, molecular function: protein binding. The transcript is spliced from 7 exons. Bases 1 to 4569 code for a protein of 1522 amino acids. The record is from RefSeq and is a predicted model, not a curated record. Lineage: Eukaryota; Fungi; Basidiomycota; Agaricomycetes; Cantharellales; Ceratobasidiaceae.